Molecule: messenger RNA, 528 nt
Organism: Peronospora farinosa
Lineage: Eukaryota; Oomycota; Peronosporomycetes; Peronosporales; Peronosporaceae
Source: the annotation of a GenBank genome assembly
AUGCACGUGAAAAGGUCGAUGCCGAAAGCAGAUCGUCGACGUCUUAUAGCGAGUAACAGCAUGAGUGACUUUGAUGUGGUCGCACCAGAAGAUUUCUCUGACGACAAUAGACUUUUAAAUUCUUUGGCAAUGAGAAAAAAGAAACACAAGAACGAGACGUCCGCGCCAGCCAAGAAUAAACAAGGAAAUGGUCGUCAUGAAGCAUCUGAACCCUUAUUUGAGGCAUCUGAUCCCUUAUUUGAGGCAUCUGAACCCUUAUUUGAGGAUGCCCAUGAGGUGGAGUUACAACUUUUGGCAAUUGAGACGCGCCGAUUAGACUUUGAAGUGGCCCAAUGGAAACAGCAACAGAUGUUACGACGUGAGGCGUUGCAACUUAAGAGGGAAGAGAUUAAGUUGAAAGAAGUGACAACGAAACAGCAGCAACAUACCCAUGUCAUGGAGUUAAAAACCGGUAUUCUUCAAGCUUUGGAUCAAGUUGGUCAACCCCCGGCUCAGGCAAGAAAAUAUCUUGCACUUUUAGAAGGAUAA